AGAACAUUUAUGAAUUUAUUAUUUUAAUAAAAAUGAAUAAGCUUCUAGCUCUCUCUGUUGGAUCAAUAAGUUUGAUAGCAGGAAAAUUAAAAAUUAUGGGAGGAAUUAAUUAUUUCAAAAAACAUGAAGAGGUAUGAGUCUUUUUAAAAUAAGAUUGCACUUAAUGAUAAAACUAUCUUGAUAACUGGUGGAACAGAUGGGAUUGGAUGGGAAACAGCUAAAAAGCUAUCAAAAGCCAAAAGUAUAAUUAUUGCAGGAAGAAAUGUUGAAAGGAUAAAAUCAGAAUUACUAAAUCACAAAAAUAUUUAAUUCAUGUAUUUAGAUUUAAAUGAUUUGGAUAAUGUGUAGGAUUUUUGUUAGAAAUUUAAAAAGACUUAGAAUAAAUUAGAUAUUCUGAUUAAUAAUGCAGGAAUUUAUAAUUUAGAAUUUAAACUCACGAAAUAAGGAUUUGAAUAGAAUUUCGGUGUGAACUAUUUAUCUCCUUUUCUACUAACCUAUAAUUUACUUGAUUAAAUUACAAAUGAGUAAGAAUCAAGAAUUAUUUUUGUUGCCUCUCGUGCCCACACGGAUUCUCCACGUUAAGUGGAUUUUAACCUUUAUCUAAAUUAAGAACCAAUUCCAUAUCCAUGGCAUAAAAUUUACGCAAUUUCUAAGUUAGCUAAUGUGUACGAAGCAUCUUCAUUUGCAAACUAUUUAAAAAAUACUAAUAUUAAAGUUUAUACUUUACAUCCCGGAGUUGUUAGAACUAAUAUGCUUAAUUAGUUUAAGUUUCAUUCAUUUUUAGCUCCCAUUGUAUGGUAUUUCACAAAAACUCCUGAAUAAGGAUCUGUUACUUCAAUAUUUUUAGCCACAUAACCAAACCAAAAAUUAAAAAAUGGAUAUUAUUAUAAAGAUUGCAUUCCUAAGUAUCUAAAAGAAGACAAUAAUUUACUAUUUGAUAACACAAUAAAGUUAUUUAAAAAAUUUGGGUACAUAAAAUGA
This is a messenger RNA of Paramecium sonneborni, 981 nucleotides long. NCBI's taxonomy places the organism in Eukaryota, Ciliophora, Oligohymenophorea, Peniculida, Parameciidae. The record is from the annotation of a GenBank genome assembly.